CUGGCGCCCUGGCACUGCACCUCCGCUCCGCUCCGCUCUGCUCUGCUCUGCCCAUCUGCUCCUCCGGCCAUUCUCACCCCAAGAAAGCGGAGAAGACUCGAGCGGGACCGCCAUGCUCUCGCGGCUCGCGAACCCGCUCUGGAUGCAGGAGGACAGCGGCCAAGAACAGGGCAACGGCCACGAGCAGCAGCACCACCACCACCACGCGCCGCCGCCGCCGGCCACGGGGCUGGGGAUGAUGCCGGCGCAGGGGCAGGAGGACCAGCACCUCCUGGCCCUGGUGGCCGCCUCGGGGGGUGGGGGGUUCCGGGCCCCCGCGGUGCUCGAUGACGACUGGUACUUCGACGCCGUGGCCGCGGGCGCCGGAGCCGGCGCGCAGGGGCCCUUGCUCCUGGCGCCGCCGGCCCAGGCGGCGGGGUCGGCGUCCGGCGCAGGGUCGCAGCUGUUCUCGCUCUUCAACAUGGGUGGUGCCGCGCCGUUCGACGUCCACGGGUUCGACCUCGGCCUCUCCGGCGGUGGCGGCGGCGGCGGUCUGGCUUCGUUUUCUGGCACCGGUAACGCUUCGAACGCUUCGUCGUUGUCCGUGAUCCCGGCUGGGGGCGGCGGGUUCCUGGGCUCGUUCGGAGGCUUCGGCACCGCGCCUGCGCAAAUGCCGGAGUUCGGCGGCCUCGGCGGGUUCGACAUGUUCGACACCAGCGCCGGCUCCUCAGCGGCGGCCCCCCCUUCUUCGGCGUCCCUGACGGCGCCGUUCUCCGCGCGCGGGAAGCCGGCGGUGCUGCGCCCGCUGGAGAUCUUCCCGCCGGUGGGCACGCAGCCGACGCUGUUCCAGAAGCGCGCGCUCCGGCGCAACGCCGGCGAGGAGGACGACGACAAGAAGCGCAAGGCGGCGGCGGUCGCGUCUUCGGGCGGCGGAGACACGAUGCUGGACGACGCCGACGACGACGGGGUGAGCUUCGACGCGUCCGGGCUGAACUACGAUUCGGAGGACGCGAGGGGCGUCGAGGAGAGCGGCAAGAAGGACGGCAAGGACUCUAACGCCAACAGCACGAUGACGGCCGACGGGAAGGGCAAGAGGAAGGGGUUGCCGGCCAAGAACCUCAUGGCAGAGCGCCGUCGCCGGAAGAAGCUCAAUGACCGGCUCUACAUGCUCCGGUCCGUCGUCCCCAAGAUCAGCAAGAUGGACAGGGCCUCCAUUCUUGGCGACGCAAUCGAGUACCUGAAGGAACUGCUGCAAAAGAUCAACGAUCUUCAGAACGAGCUUGAGUCAUCCCCUUCCACAGGCUCACUGCCUCCAACGCCCACAAGCUUCCACCCUCUGACUCCGACGCUGCCCACUCUGCCGUCUCGCGUGAAGGAAGAGAUGUGCCCAAGCGCAUUGCCGAGCCCUACUGCUCAGCAACCAAGGGUUGAGGUUAGGAUGAGGGAAGGCCGGGCGGUCAACAUCCACAUGUUCUGUGCUCGCAGGCCUGGUCUUCUGCUUUCUGCUAUGAGGGCAAUCGAAGGGCUCGGUCUCGACGUCCAGCAAGCUGUUAUCAGUUGCUUCAGUGGAUUUUCCUUAGACGUCUUCAAGGCUGAGCUAUGCAAGGAAGGCCCUGGGCUUCUGCCUGAGGAAAUCAAGGCCGUCCUCUUGCAAUCCGCGGGGUUCCAUGGCGCGAUCUAGGACAACAAGAUGGCUGAACCAACCGAAAAAAGACAGUGUAGUUAAGGAAUUUACAAUCACCGGUGUUUCCGGUGUUAGGGGUAAUUUUCGACAGAACCAGCUUCGUCAAUUGUUAAGUUUGAGACCUGCUCGAGGUUUUUCAGAACAAUCAACUUAUCUAGCAGUAUUUAGAGUUUAGAGUUGAGAAUAAUGUCAGUAAUCUCCAAUGUACUAGCUCCGUUAUAAUUUCUCGGUACAUGCUUUCGCAUUGUGUGGUUAACUUGUGCUGCGAUUGUGAUGGUUCAAAAGUGGACCGUUCGGAAACAGCUUAAA
This is a messenger RNA of Phragmites australis (common reed), 1972 nucleotides long. RefSeq names its product transcription factor SCREAM2-like. The record is from RefSeq and is a predicted model, not a curated record. Gene Ontology annotation, molecular function: sequence-specific DNA binding; DNA-binding transcription factor activity; protein dimerization activity. The transcript is spliced from 4 exons. NCBI's taxonomy places the organism in Eukaryota, Viridiplantae, Streptophyta, Magnoliopsida, Poales, Poaceae. Bases 113 to 1660 code for a protein of 515 amino acids. Gene Ontology annotation, cellular component: nucleus. Gene Ontology annotation, biological process: regulation of DNA-templated transcription.